UAAAUAGAAUGAGAAAUAUUCAAACAACAAUUUCAAUUUAAUUGAAAUUUUAUAAUUCUGGGGCAGUCGUUAUUAAAAGUAAAUAUCGGUGCUACAUAGUAGGAAAUAGGAAUACGGUAGCCUGGUUAUGUUGAAAUAAAAAUAAUUACCAAAAGUGUUUCUAAAUUUUAAUUUGUUUUUGUUUAAUUAAAUUUAAAUACAAACAAACAAGAUCAAAAUACGGGAGAAUCAAGCUAACCUUAAAAUACGGUACUAAAUUUUGCUUGCUUUGUGAAGCUUUUCAUUGAUCUAACCACAGUAAACAUCGUUAUUAACUAGAUUAAAUAUUUAAAGUUUUCAUUUGAAUAGUUAAACUUACUUUGAUUCAAAUUUCUCGAUACUGUAGUUAUGGCCCAACAAGAUCAACAAUUUCUAUGGAGUGUUUUCCAAAAGGUGGACAAAGACCAGAGUGGGCAAAUAACAAUCAAUGAGCUACAGCAAGCACUUUCUAAUGGCUCGUGGGAUCCAUUCAAUCCAGAGACUUGUCGACUGAUGAUAGGAAUGUUCGACAAAGAAAAGAAAGGCUCAAUAUCAUUUCAAGAUUUCGGAGCACUUUGGAAGUAUGUGACAGAUUGGCAAGGCUGUUUCCGAUCUUUCGACAAGGACAACUCCGGUAGCAUUGAUACGCAAGAGUUGCUCACAGCUCUUCAAACCUUUGGUUACCGACUCUCCGUUGACACUGUCAACACCAUCGUACAGAAGUUCAACCGGGCAGGUGGAGGAAAAAUUUACUUUGAUGAUUUCAUUCAAGCAUCCGUGUUACUGCAUAACGUCACAAAUGCAUUCCGGCAGUUUGACAAUGAUCAAGAUGGCACCAUCACUAUCCAGUACGAACAGUUCAUUAAUUUAGUGUUUGGUGCAGGCAUUUAACUAGGCCUAUUCCAUCUUGGUAAUUUUACUGAUUGCAACUCGCUGAUCCAGUAUGAUCUUUUACUUGAUCCAGUUAAUUUUUUUUUACAAAAAAUAAAUCAGGAUCAGAUAACUGUUAUCCUUUUUGUGGCUUUUCUGGUUGAUUAAAUAUAUUUAUUUAUUAUAGAUUUAUUGACAAAAAGUCACAGUGUAUAAAAGAAAAAUUUUAGUCAUGCUGACAAUUAAGUUGUAAUUGAUUGACCCACAGAACAAACUAUUAGAGUACCUAUCUGUUAUAUGUAGGCUAAUAUAUUUUUAUAACUGACUAAUAAACAACAUUCCAAAUAAUCAA
Messenger RNA from Macrosteles quadrilineatus (aster leafhopper), 1240 nucleotides. Its product is annotated as programmed cell death protein 6-like. Bases 388 to 909 code for a protein of 173 amino acids. The record is from RefSeq and is a predicted model, not a curated record. The transcript has 4 exons. NCBI's taxonomy places the organism in Eukaryota, Metazoa, Arthropoda, Insecta, Hemiptera, Cicadellidae. Gene Ontology annotation, molecular function: calcium ion binding.